This is a messenger RNA of Notothenia coriiceps (black rockcod), 254 nucleotides long. Its product is annotated as coiled-coil domain-containing protein 66-like. The record is from RefSeq and is a predicted model, not a curated record. Gene Ontology annotation, cellular component: microtubule; cilium. The coding region runs from base 12 to 254 and encodes 80 amino acids. NCBI's taxonomy places the organism in Eukaryota, Metazoa, Chordata, Actinopteri, Perciformes, Nototheniidae. Gene Ontology annotation, biological process: cilium assembly. The transcript has 3 exons. Gene Ontology annotation, molecular function: microtubule binding.
AUCUGAGGACCAUGACCGCCCUGCUGGAUCCCACCCAGAUAGAAGAGAGAGAGAAGAGGAGGCUCAAACAGCUGGAUCAGCAGCGAGCGAUUGAGGCCCAGGUGGAGGAGCGACGGCGGCAGAAGGAACAAGAGGAGGCGAGGAGAAGAGAGGAAGAGAAAGAGGACGAGAGGAGGGUGGCGCUAGAGAGGGAGAUGAUGGAGAGACAGUACGAGAUCGACACACAGAGGGAGAAGCAGAAGAUACGUUGCUAG